Molecule: messenger RNA, 891 nt
Organism: Heterostelium album PN500
Lineage: Eukaryota; Evosea; Eumycetozoa; Acytosteliales; Acytosteliaceae
Gene: mcfG
Product: mitochondrial substrate carrier family protein
Exons: 2
Coding region: 1-891 (296 amino acids)
Biological process (GO): transport
Molecular function (GO): transmembrane transporter activity
Source: RefSeq, a predicted model, not a curated record
AUGUCGAGUGAAAAAAGAGAAUCGCCUUUGAUGAUCGCCCUCAAGGAUAUUUUGGCUGGAUCGAUCGGUGGUGUUGGUCAAGUCUUCACAGGUCACCCAUUGGACACCAUCAAAGUCAGACUUCAAACACAACCAGUAGGUGCACCACUCUACUCUGGUACAUUAGACUGUUUGAAAAAGACUAUUGCUGAAGAAGGUUUUGCAGGAUUAUAUAAAGGUGUAGCAUCACCAUUGGUAGGUCUAUGUGUUAUGAAUGCAGUGAUGUUCCUUUCUUACGGUCAGGCCAAGAAGAUUAUUCAGGGCGACUCCAAUCGUGAGUUGAGUGUCGCCGAGUUGACCAAGGCCGGUGCCGUCGCAGGUUUCACUAUUGCAUUCGUAGAGUCGCCAGUCGACUUGUUCAAAUCUCAACUACAAGUUCAAUACGCUGGCAACAAGCAAUACAAUGGUUUACUGGACUGCGCCACCAAGAUCUUCCAACAGCGUGGAGUGCGUGGAAUCUACCAGGGUUUGGGUGCAACACUGGUUCGUGACGUGCCAGCCAACGCCACCUACUUUGGAGUGUAUGAGCUAUCGCGUCGUUUCUUCCUCAGCGAAGGACAACGUCUCGAGCAGUUGCCAGCGUGGAAGGUGAUGUUGGCCGGUGGUAUCGGUGGUAUGUCCUACUGGACACUCACCUACCCGGUCGAUGUCAUCAAGUCGUCGAUCCAAACCGACAGUAUCGUUCCAAGUCAGCGUCGUUACGCCAACAUGAUGGACUGCGCCUCAAAGAUAUAUAAGCAACAAGGUAUCGCUGGAUUCUACAAAGGUUUCACACCUUGUUUCAUUCGUUCGUUCCCUGCCAACGCUGCCUGUUUCGUAUUAUAUGAAAAGGCCAGAGAAAUCAUGGCUUAA